Messenger RNA from Drosophila mojavensis, 5639 nucleotides. It is a transcript of the gene LRR, whose product is annotated as F-actin-uncapping protein LRRC16A. The transcript has 22 exons. The record is from RefSeq and is a predicted model, not a curated record. Lineage: Eukaryota; Metazoa; Arthropoda; Insecta; Diptera; Drosophilidae. Gene Ontology annotation, biological process: regulation of Arp2/3 complex-mediated actin nucleation; cell migration. Gene Ontology annotation, cellular component: lamellipodium; plasma membrane. The coding region runs from base 873 to 5396 and encodes 1507 amino acids. Gene Ontology annotation, molecular function: protein binding.
AGUAGACCCAACGCUUUUCAUUCGUCGUGUGUGCUGUUCGCGGUGCCAGUGCGCUGAGUUUUUAUAUUAAUAUUUAAGGCACAAUUUUUUGCACACUUAUGCAAAACGUUCUUAGUCAAAUAAAUUAACUGUGUGCGGUGCAUUAAGUCAAUGUGAUAGCAGCGCCACAUAGUUAACACCAGAAGUGUUCAAUUUUUAUCAAAAUAUUCAAAGCGAUUGCGGCAAAAAAAAAAAAAAAAAAAAAAGGGAAACCCGAAACGAAUUCCAAGAAUUCCCAAGCAAAUAAUCAAAAUAUUCAAAUUUAACGAAUCGCCAAAGCUUUAAUACGCAAAUUAAUUUUAAUUUGGUUAUAAGAUAGUUGAAGAAAAAAGAAAACAAUUGUUAGUGCAGAAAAACGAAGCGAGACCAACCGAUCCCCCGACAGAGGGUGGAAAACCGUGCAAAGUGUUUGUUUGCGUGUAUGAGUGUGUGUGUCUAUAAAAAACGAAAAGGAAAAGAAUUGAGGAAAACCGUUGCGAAAAAUGUGUGAGCAACAAUUGAAGGUUGUUUCCGUUCGUCCCGAACGGCAUGCGUAGCCAGGCUUUAAAUCCAGUUUUAUGCGCCAAGCAAAAUUGUAUCGACAACAACAAGACGAAUAAGAGGAAGAAGAAAAAGAAGACGAGCCACAACAACAAACUUCAAAUUGUUUUGUGGACCCUUUUCGCCUGGCAUUCAGCACGCAAUUCGCCGCCGCCGCCGUCGCCGCCCGCAGUGGUCUCUGUUGCCACCGCCGCCUGGUGGUUAUUCCUGUUUGACUUCAUUUUCGCUCGCUGCCAAAUUGCUGCCACUUUCGCCGCAAACUUAUAAACAACAACAAUAACACAACAGUCAAAAUGUCGACGCGUUCGCAAUUAACCAAGGACCUCAAUGAAAGCGUUAAAUCCAUUCUGGGUCGGCACACAAAGAUCUUGGUCAAGUAUAUGGUCAAAUUGGAAACGAAAGGCGAUAAAACAGAGAAUCGUGUCUUGGUAUUUACGCCCGUUCGGGUUUAUUUGCUCAGCGCUAAAGUGCCCACAAAGAUCGAAUGCCAUUUUCAUUAUCUGGAUAUUGUGGGCGUUGAGAGCAAAAAGUCAACACAUUUCUCGAUCAUCACAAACGAUCGUCCAUAUUCGUUUGUCACCACCGGCGAUGCGGGCAGCUUUAGCUCGAAUGCUGAUGUCAUAUUGACCGAUCUAGCCUCGGCGAUCAAGCAAAUAUUUCCAACAGUUCCUCUCAAGUACAUCAUUAAAAAGAUCGACAUACAGCCACCAGAGCGAGAGACAAUAUUCUCAGAGGAAUUCCGUCCCUCGGAUCCGCGUAAUGUUGGACCCUGCGGCGGCUUUAGCGCUCAAUAUGCCUGCAUGUGCGAUUUCCAUGGCGUGCCCUAUCGCGAGGAGGUGGCCUGGGAUGUGGACACGAUUUACCUGUCCCAUGACACACGGCUGCUCAAUCUGCGCGAUUUCGAUCAUCUGGAGCCCAAAGACUUGAUGGCCAUUGUCUCGGCCCUGGAGUAUAAUACAUUUUUUCGUGGCUUAAAGGCGGCUCACAUGCGUCUCUCCCAUGAGACGCUGGAACGCAUUCUGCACGUGCUCAAGCGCUCGAUGUGGCUAGAGGAGCUGCAUCUGGAGGCACUAGGUUUAAGAUGGGAUUUCUUGAAUAAGCUAUCCAUAUCUGUGAUUACGAACAGCAGUCCAGCGAUACGCACCAUCGAUUUGAGUCACAAUAUAAUCGAGGACAAAGGAGCUAGCUCAUUGUGCGCUCUACUGGGAAAGAUUGUACAAGGCGCUAUACAUUUGGCUGGACCCAUUGCCAAGGUAUCAAAGGGCCUCUGCAAAUUGGCCCUCGCCCAUUGUGGACUCACCUCGAAGGGUGUUAAUCAGAUGUCGCAUUCGCUUUCGCUCAAUCAAAGUAUUCCCAACUCGCUCACCUAUUUGGAUCUGAGCGGUAACAGUCUCAAGGAUGAUAUAACCAAUUUGCACAAUUUCCUGGCUCAACCAAAUGUGCUGGAGCAUCUAGAUCUGGCAUCGACUGAUAUUACGCUAGAAAAUUUGUUUGGAGCUCUGCUGCGAGGCUGUGCCACGCACCUGUCACACCUGAAUGUCUCGCACAACUCGUUCAGCACGAAGAAGGGCAAAGAGAUACCGCCGUCGUUCAAGCAGUUCUUUACCAGCACGCUGAGCCUGAAGCAUUUGAACAUAGCCGGCUGCAAGCUGCCAAUGGAGGCGCUGAAGAAUCUGUUGCUGGGCCUCGCCUGCAAUGAGUCGACGGCGGGACUCCAUCUCGAUCUGAGCAGCAAUACGCUGGGCGCUCAAGGUGCUCACGUUCUGGAGUCCUGCAUACACGGCGUGCGUGUGCUCCAGAGCCUGGACAUCAGUGACAAUAAUUUGGAUGCGGAGCUGGCGCCUGUGCUGUCAGCCAUAUCGAAGAAUCCUUCGAUACGGUCGCUGCAUUUGACGCGCAGCAUGACGGGCAUGAAACCCAAGCAUAUACCCACAGUGAUGGAUGCCCUAGUGAAUCUCAUCCAGAAGGAUGAUUUCCCACUGGUGGAGCUGGUGCUGUCGGAGAACAAGCUGAAGCACGAUCUACACGACUUCAUCAAUGCCUUGGGCAGCAAUCAGAGCCUGCAGAAGCUGGACAUCAGCGGCAACUAUAUGGGCGAUGUGGGUGCCCGACUCCUGGCCAAGGCGCUGCAGAUCAAUAAUCGACUGCGCACCAUUUACCUGGACAAGAACAGCGUCACCCUGCAGGGCUAUGCGGAUAUUGUUUAUGCCUUGGAGCAUAAUCAUUGCAUGCGGACGAUUCCUUUUCCGGUAUUUGAUAUAGCGCCGCAUCUGAAGAAUCAUCCAGAGAAAACGGAUACCGUAAUGCGAAAGAUGCAGGAGCUGCUACAGCGCAACUGCAACGGGCUGAAGCGUGCGAAUGGCCAAGGAUUUAGGCUGCAGCACGGCUUCAUGCUCUCCUCCACACACCAGCUGGUGGACAAGCUGGUCGCUGAGACACAGGACACCCUCUCGAUAGCCAAAGGAGGCGGCGACAAUGUCUCGGCGGUGCAACGUCUGAUCACAGAUGCAGAGAACUGCAAGCAGCUGAUGCCCAAACUGCAGGAGGCUGUGCGCACCGAUGCGCAUCCCAUCGAAACGAAGCUGACCCGUGUCGCCAGCGAACUGAGCUACACGAUUCGCAGCUAUCUGGAGGAGACACUGGAGACAAUGAUACGCACGGGCAUCGAGCAGUGCCCCAAAACGCUGGGCAAUCAAAUUGUUAUACAAGAUCUGCGCAAAGCGCUCAACGAGCGGCUCCAAAUACCCGAAGAUUUUCUGCAAAACUGUUUGCUCAACAAUGCCGGCAGCGAGAUUAUGAACAAAGUUGGUGAAAUUGAGCAAUCGCUAGCUGCUGCCAUUUCGGAUCGUGCUACAGAUGAGGUGCUGGAGGCGCUGACACGCUAUCGUCGCGGUCAUGGCAUAUCGGAAUCGCCAUCGGUGUUGCUGGAUGAGCCGCAGACGCCGGACAUUGUUCGCAGUCGUUCCAGUCAUGAAGCUGAGGGCCUUAUCAUACGACCCGGCGGACGUGGCUCGGUUUUGCCCAAACUGGGCCUGGAAUCGCCCACUAAAUUGGAAUAUCUGAACCUUGCCACGCCACAUUUGCCGUCGAAACGUCGCUCAAUUGCCCGCAAGGUGCGUCCCCAAUCGGUGGUGGAGAAUCUCAGCUUGAGCCACAUUCCCGAUCUGCUGGAGUCGCCCUCGUCGCAUCGUUCCAACUCACAGCUGACAUCGCGUGGUGCAAUUGGUGCCAGUGGAGCAGCAGCCGGUGGCGGCGUCUCGGCUGUCAACAUGAUGUCCAGCAGCAUCAGCAAUGCGGCCAUGGAUGACGGCAACGUGGAUGAGGGCUGUGACUCCAUAACGGAGCUGCCCAGUGCCUCGUUUCAGCUGCAGCAUCUUGUCAAGGGACGGCCCAAGCGGGCCAAGACGCGUGCCCCAACUCGUCCGCUCGUGAAUGCGGAAUGCGCUGUCGGCGCAGUGCGAGACAUUGGCGAUGGCCUGGAGCAUUUCUUUCGGCCCGGCUCGGUGACGCCCACAACGCUAACGCCUCUCGUGUCGCCCACAUCCGAGGAGUGCAGCUCACUGUCAUUCGUGGACAGCCCAACGAUGAGUCGUGAUGGCAACGGCCACAUGACCUCAGAGGAGACAACGCCCAUACUGGAGGAACGAAGGCCCAUCAAACUGGAGCGCCAGUCGCCCUUGCUCAAGAGCGCCUCCUGGGCCACACGUUCGCGUUCCACGGACAAUCUGGAGAAAUAUUCCCCGCUGGUGGGUCGCAAAUCGCCGCUGGUCAAAAUGCGCACAGAGGGCGGAGCAGGCAAUGAGGAGGCAGCAAUCGCAGCUGCACCCACUGGAGGUCUACUGAAGGCAGCCACGCGCGACGAGAAGAUGCGCUCGCCCAGCAGCGACUCGAUCAAGAGCCAUGCAGCAGGUGCCAGCUCCCUGGCCGUAGGCACCGAUGGCAGUCUGUUGGUGAAGACAGCCACCGGCAAUGGCAUCUUGCGCACGCCCAUUGCGCUGCAGAAGCCGCGACCCUGGUCUGUAGUGGGCACCGAGCCGAAGGCCAACGAACAGCUGGCCACGGGCAACGGCAGCGUGGACUCCACCAAGACAACGCCGGAUACGCUGGAAGAAGACGUGGAGGUGCUGCCCUUUGUUCAGGGCGCAGGCGGCUCCAUUGUGGGCAUAACCCCGGGCAUUGCUUUGGCAUCGGGCGGCAGCGGCGGUGGCAGCAUUGUAGGCAUUACGCCAGGCGCUGCUCUGGAGAAGAAGUCGGUGCGAGAGCUAGCCGCAGGCCUCAGUCGUUUGGAUCUGCCCAUCAAGCCGCCUAUCAUGCCACGAACUAUGUUGAACACAGCCAAUCGUUCGAGCAACAUCAGCAACACCAGCAGCAUAGGCAGCAACAACAGCACGAUGACCACAACAACGACGACAGUAUUAAACAAUCAGACGCGCUCGAAGAUCAUCAGCACGAGUAGCACCAACACCGAGACGCAGGAGACGCUCAGCAAAACGAUUAUAACUGAGCAUGGAAACACCAGCAGUAGCAGCAGCAGCAGCAGCAGCAACAGCAGCAAUGCGCACAGCAUCUCAAGCUCAAGUUCGAGCAACAGUCGUGCCAUUGCCUGUGCGAAUCUGAUAAGCAAUGAGAUUCUGAGCAUGCGCAACGGGCAGCUGAACAAGACGAACAGCUGCGCUGAGAGCAGUACUAAGAGAAUUGCCGGCAAAGAGAUAUCCACGCUAUUCGAGGAGACAUUAGUUGAAGGCCUGCAACGCACCUCGACGAGACGCACGUUUAGAGACUCGCCCUAUACGAAAGAGGAUGUCGUUGAUUUAUAAAAACUGUCUAUUAUAUAUAGUAUAUAUAUAUAUAUAUAUAACUCAACAUUCCUCCUUGAUAUCCCCGAUUUCCCUUCGAAAAUCACCAGACUUCAAGUUAUAAUGAUAAUGUUUAUGAUAAUAACGGUAAAGAUAAUGAGCAAAACGGUUGCAACUAUUCGUACUGAACAAUUUAAUUAAUGUGCAAUGGCGCCAGCAUGUAUAUGUGUGUGUGUGUGCGAGUGUGUAAGUCUGUCAGCGAGU